Molecule: messenger RNA, 2007 nt
Organism: Copidosoma floridanum
Lineage: Eukaryota; Metazoa; Arthropoda; Insecta; Hymenoptera; Encyrtidae
Source: RefSeq, a predicted model, not a curated record
AAAAAAAAACAAAAAAAAAAAACACCAAGUGGAUCUCGUUGCGGAAUCGGUGACAAGAAGGAGUAGAAAUGCAAGAGCAGCAGGUGAGCUCGCCCGUGAUUCAAGUGACGGGCUCGGAGGGCGCCGCGAACGGCGAGUGCCCGCGCCACGUCGCCAAGGCCAAGCGCAAGGCCCGAUCGACCCGUCGGCGGCUCAACGCCAUGAUCAACAACACCUCGCUCCACUUUUCCGACACCGACUCCGAGGGCGAGCUCGCCACCCCGAGGAACACCACCCCCAACCACCACCACGCCAACGACGCUAACCUGUUGCGCCCCGUCAUCUCGGUGACCCUCGACCCGAGCGACGACUCGUCUUGCGCCGCCGGCCGGCGCAACAGCUACCUGGAGAACCUCACCGAUGUCGACGAGAUCUACACGAGCGACGUCGAGAACAACGAGCCGACCGGCAGGGCCACCUCGCCCCGGGGCAGCCUCGCGGUCGAGGUGGACAACGCCCAGCAGGGCGAGACCGAUCUCGAGGAGAUGUCCAACGAGGAGGACGAGGAGUCGGUCCAGCCGCCGAUCCUCGUCAAGCGGCGCUCCGACAUCCUGUGCGACUUUAACGGCGAGAUGAUCACGACAAAGGAGGGCGACGGGCCAUUCUCCGUGGAGAUCCGCAACCAGAUGUCCGUGGAUGAGUCCUCGGGGCCAGCUUGCGAGACGCCGGACUUGCCGGGGCUGGCGGUGCCGGCGACGGACACCGAGGACAUGGAGGCGUCCGACGAGGACGGGGAGGAGGCCACCUGUGGGCUGCGCGCGGUCUACGAGGGCUUCGACUUGAUAGCGGCGUCGCAGAUCGUUAUGACCAACGUCGACAAGAUGGAGCCGCAGCUGUUGACCGUUCGGGGGGACGUUGAGGAUGCCAUCAGCGAAAGUCACACCGAUGUCGAGGACAUCGAGUAAACUGCAAAAGGCCGAGUGUGUUGGGGGAGACUUGCGUUUCCGUGGAUUGGUUUCUUUUUUAUUUUUUACUCGAGCUGCGAUUGCAGUCUGAUUAGCUGGGGAAUGGGGGUGCUACGUGUACUCGAGGGGUGGAAUUUUAAUUUUGUUUUUUUUUUUUCUUUGGUGAUUUCGUGUGGCUUUCGUGUGGCAUCCCUUUUUUUCUACAUGGAAUUGAGUCUAUCGUUGAGCAUCAGCUUUUAUACUCGACGAUGAAUAAUUUUUUUAAUCAGAUCGCGUAAUUGGAACGGUGUAUUAGAUGAGAUGGUUUUCUCUUGAACGCACGUUUCUAGUCACGUAAUCUCAAACAGAUUCAAUUUAGGGAAAAAUCUAAUGAUGCGAGAAGCCGAUUUUUCCAUCGGGUUAAAACAAGACGAAUAAUCAAUGUUAUCGCUGGUUGGCGGUGUUUUACCUGUUGGUUGCAGACGAAAUUGCCGUUCUUGAUAUUGUUGUAGACAAAGUAUUCAAAUAUGAAAAACGAUCAUAGAUACAUGUUGCUAUAAUUAAAUUGAGAUAAAAAUUCAGUAGCAUAUAUAUUUUUACUGUGGACUAUUUGGGAACGCAUUUAAGAAAAUCUGAUAGAUAUGUAUUUUCAUAAUAAAAAUUAAUCAUUUAAUAAAUUUUUGAUGAAUUUUACUGAAUUUUGACACUCAAUUUCAUGACAAAAAUUGUUGACGAAUAUGGUACAAUUUAUACAAAUUAAUAUAUUGAAUGUUGAACAAUUAUACAGAUUAUAAAUUACCGUUAUUGCCGUCAUCAUUGUUAUAAUAUGAUUCAAGAUGUUCUAUAUAAUCGUUGUAUAAAUAAAAAAUUAUAUAUAUAGUUAUUUUCACUAUAAAAUCAAGAUAUCGUAGAUACGUUACAUGGAAACAAAAUGCUUACCGAACAUUGCGUAAAUAUUGACUCUUUGCUUUUCGAAAAUUUUGACGCCCGUUUUACGAAAAAUUUGCGAGAAUGUGCAACAAAAGUGUUGUUUAUGUUGUUGAUGUACAAGUCCUUGAAUGAAAUAAAUGAGAUUACAUUGGAA